UUUUUUUAGGUUGGUAUCCUGAAACUUUUUAUUGUCUUGUUUAGGGGACAGGCUUAUUUAUGUUUAAAAAAAAUAUUUCGUGGAUCAAAAGGCUACGAAGAGGCUUAUCAGUUUUUCAAUUAUAUUAUUAUAGGUGAAUGUAACGGUAUUUUGGAAUGGUACUGAUAGAUUUAGGUCAUUAGAAAUAGGAAGCAAAUUUUAUUAUGAAUUGAAGAGAGCAGACAUGGCGGCUACUAGAAAAUUACAAGGGGAAAUAGAUCGCUGCCUAAAAAAAGUUACAGAAGGGGUCGAUACAUUUGAAGACAUCUGGCAAAAAGUUCAUAAUGCUACCAAUAGUAACCAAAAAGAGAAAUAUGAGGCUGAUCUCAAAAAGGAAAUUAAGAAAUUACAAAGGCUAAGGGAUCAAAUUAAGAGUUGGAUAGCAUCGGCUGAAAUUAAAGAUAAAAGUAUUUUAAUGGACAACAGAAAACUUAUAGAAACGCAAAUGGAGAGGUUUAAAGUUGUAGAACGUGAAACUAAAACGAAAGCGUACUCAAAAGAAGGUCUAGGUGCUGCUCAGAAAUUAGAUCCUGCCCAAAAAGAAAGAGAUGAUAUACAAUAUUGGUUAACAUCAUCGAUAGCAAAACUUAAUAUCGGUUCUGAUAGCUUAGAAUCUGAAAUAGAACAGCUAUUAUCAAAUAAAAAGAAAAAACUCGACAAAGACAAACAAGAUAGAAUAGAAGAUCUGAAAUCUAGGUUGGAUAAACAUAAAUUUCACAUACGGAAAUUAGAAACGCUAUUAAGGAUGCUAGAUAACAUGUCAGUGGAAGUUCAACAGAUUAAAAAUAUUAGAGACAAUGUCGAAUAUUAUAUAGACUUUAACACAGAGCCAGAUUUCGAAGACAAUGAAUUUAUCUAUGAUGACAUUAUUGGUAUGGACGAAGUUGAAUUAUCUGGCGUCGCAUUACCUUCUUCUGCGACGACGGAUAGUAAUGAGACUGGUGGUACACCUACCUCAAUUAUAUCAGGUUCGUCGCCCCCGCCCUCAUCAUCACCGCCACUCCAACCGCCCACGUCUUCGGUGCCCUUAACGAUGACGUCACUGGCGACGGCGGCUGCCGCAGCGGCGGCUAACAGCGUCCUGCAUAAUUACAACAACCAUUCCGGAGAAAACUCGAAUGACGACAGUAAAAAGGUUGUAGGCAAAGAACAGAAGGUGUGUUAUACAUCAUUUUUGCAGCCUAUCAAACCAAUGCCGGUUCGAGCAGUAACCAAUAGCCAGUCCACCACGAACACCCCCCUCAAUUCCCUGCUAAAUUACAGUUCGGUGGGCAGUAUAGGAGCGGUGACGUCGUCGUUACCGCCCCCCUCGGCUAUCAAUCCUAUAGGAGUGACGUUAGCCCCUUCGGUGGGCAAAACGACGGUAUCGUUGGCGAACAGCGUCGUCGGCGGCAUAGUAACGCCCGUCGGCAACGCUGUCGGCAACAAGAUCCAGCCAGGACGAGAAGCUUCUCCCGUUUCGCUUGUGCAGUCCCUAACGACGUCAUCGAUGGGCGGUAACUUCGCUGCGGUUGCGGCAGCUAGUGCGGCGAAGACGACGACAGCAAGCGGAGAGAGCAAUCCAGCAUCUGUGAUAACCAUUGUUAGUCAAGUUCAAACUCAAAACACAUCCAAUGCCAUUAAUACAACGGUCCAUACAAAUCCCAUUGCGUCAUUAGGAUUACAAAAUUCAACAAAUCCCCCUCCAAAAUUAUAUAAUGAACAACAUGUACAAAAUAAUUGCAUAAGUCCAGAACCAAAUAAUGGCAGUGAAAUGUCAACUUCUGACGUUGAUGUAUCACAGCAAGUCCCGAAUGGUACGACGACGGAGAAGAUAAGCGAAGGAAUGACAUCCCUUAAGUCCAUGGCUCAACAAGUGAUAGACCAAGCUGGCCUACAAAACAACCAAGUCAUUCUAGAACCAAGCAAGUUACAAAACCAAGGCAAGUCUGACGCCCACAUACCCCCCUUACUGGGAGUUGCGCCACUGGGCGCUAUACCUCUCCAAAAAGAACACCAGACCCAGUUCCAACUUAUGGAAGCGGCGUACUACCACAUGCCUCACCCUUCAGAUUCGGAGAGGAUAAGAACGUACCUGCCAAGGAGCCCUUGCACAACACCUUCGUACUAUAUCCAAACGCCCCUCGCCCACUCUGAGAGUUUAGAUUUCUUCCAGAGAUUAGCGACGGAGACCCUCUUUUUUGUAUUCUACUACAUGGAAGGUACUAAAGCCCAAUACCUCGCGGCGAAAGCGCUCAAAAAACAAAGCUGGAGAUUCCACACCAAGUACAUGAUGUGGUUUCAGAGGCACGAAGAACCCAAAAUUAUUAAUGAAGAAUAUGAACAGGGGACUUAUAUUUACUUCGAUUAUGAGAAGUGGGGACAAAGGAAAAAGGAAGGAUUUACUUUUGAAUAUAAAUACUUAGAAGAUAGAGAUCUUAAUUAAAAUAUUUAUAUUAAAA
This is a messenger RNA of Diabrotica virgifera virgifera (western corn rootworm), 2480 nucleotides long. It is a transcript of the gene Not3, whose product is annotated as CCR4-NOT transcription complex subunit 3. Gene Ontology annotation, cellular component: CCR4-NOT core complex; P-body; nucleus. Gene Ontology annotation, biological process: regulation of DNA-templated transcription; nuclear-transcribed mRNA poly(A) tail shortening. Bases 224 to 2464 code for a protein of 746 amino acids. The record is from RefSeq and is a predicted model, not a curated record. NCBI's taxonomy places the organism in Eukaryota, Metazoa, Arthropoda, Insecta, Coleoptera, Chrysomelidae. The transcript has 12 exons.